AUGAAAGAUUUGCAUAAUAGAGUUGAUGAGGAACAUAAGGAAAUGUAUAUCGAUGGGGAUGGUCAAGGUGCUAUUAGUUUCAUGAAUUUGAAGGCUUUAAAGGACCCCGAUUUCUACUGCUUGUUUAUUGUUGAUGUGGAGGCAAGCUUUGUAAUUUGUUUUGGAGAGACACAAGAUAAGACGGAGGAUACUUACAAUUUGGUCCUAAUAGCAUUCUUAGAUUCAAUGAAAGGCAAAAGACCAAUAUAUGUUAUCACCGAUAGGGACGAGGCAAUGCGAAAUGCAGUUAACCGACUAAUUCCUAAAGCCCAACAUCAAUUGUCUGCAUGGCACAUUGCAAAGAAUGUUGUUAAGAAUGUGGGGAACAUUGAUGUCCAUAGAGACUUUUGUCACUUCAUUUUUGCUGGAUUUAGUGUGGAAGAUUGGAAAAAAUUAUGGCAUUACACGGUGGCAAUACAUGGGCUACAAGAUAACUGUUGGGUCUCUUCAAUGUGCAGCAAGCAGGACAGAUGGGCGGAGGCAUAUUUUAGGAGUCACUUUUUUGGUGUUGAACAGAUGAGAUACAAUAAUUUGUAUGAUGAUUUCAAAUCAAUGAACUCUGAUCCUCUUAUUGGUAGAAAUAUGCGGUGUCUUCAAGAGCAGGUUGGCGCAAAGUUCACACAUGACAUUUUCCUCCUUAUCAAGGACCAGAUAAUGUUUGAGUCAAAGUUUGUUGUGGCUGAUCAUUUAGACUAUGAGAAUAGAUCAUCUACUUUAUUUGUGAUCACUCAAUAUGGAAAAUCGGAAAGAACAUGGCAUGUUACCUACCUACAUGGCAGGCCAUGCAUUUACUUCAAGUGUUCAUGUCAACUUUUUGAGUCCGAUGGAAUACCUCGCUGCCACAUCUUCACGGUCAUGAAAACCAAAUUGUUGACCAAUUUUCCUGAGUCUUUGGUGACCCAGAGGUGGAGAAAUGAGGCAUCUCCUGAGAAGACCCAUUUGAUAAGAAAAAGCGAUAACGUUUCAUCAGUUGAUAUCCAGCUUGCAAGAUAUGGACAAAUGAUGUCUGAUUCUUCGCGCAUUUGUCACUCGACCUCCUAA
Messenger RNA from Rosa rugosa (rugosa rose), 1080 nucleotides. Its product is annotated as protein FAR1-RELATED SEQUENCE 7-like. NCBI's taxonomy places the organism in Eukaryota, Viridiplantae, Streptophyta, Magnoliopsida, Rosales, Rosaceae. The record is from RefSeq and is a predicted model, not a curated record. The transcript has 3 exons. The coding region runs from base 1 to 1080 and encodes 359 amino acids.